AUCAUACAUGCAUUAAACUUACUAUCAUGUUUUUUACAGACACAUGUUCUUAAGGUCCACAUUCACUGUCAAGGUUGCAUGCGUAAAGUGAAGAAAGUGCUUCGAAAAAUUCAAGGCGUCUACGAAGUGAAUAUCGAUGCUGAUGAAGCACACAAGGUAACAGUGUUGGGAAAUGUUGAUGGCGAAAAAUUGAUCAAGAAACUAGUUAAAUCUGGUAAACAUGCUGAGUUUUGGCCAGUUAGCUCGACUGUGUGGCUAGAACUAGAAGAUGAAGCCUAUCCAAGCAAUGAUGUCCCGGGAUUAGAGAGUUACAUGAACAGCAACAAUCAAAUGGCAAUACCAGACAUGUACAAUGAGCUUACUGGUUGGAGUGGGGGCAGCAUUGAUCAUGGACUGAUGUCCAGAACUGAUUUCCCGGGUAGCAAUGAUAAUGAUCCCGGAGAAUUUUACAGGUCUGGAAACUUGUGUGCAGGGUUACCAGCAUACAGUUAUCAGUUUCAACGCCCUGCAACGAUGAAUAUCAGAGGAUGGUAUGGAAAUCCGUAUUCCCAAUGGUGUGGAAAUCUUUAUCCCCUGAUGUAAAGCAACACCGAGCAGACAUGUAUUUACCUUGC
Messenger RNA from Salvia hispanica, 614 nucleotides. RefSeq names its product heavy metal-associated isoprenylated plant protein 24-like. Gene Ontology annotation, molecular function: metal ion binding. The record is from RefSeq and is a predicted model, not a curated record. NCBI's taxonomy places the organism in Eukaryota, Viridiplantae, Streptophyta, Magnoliopsida, Lamiales, Lamiaceae.